CAUCAUGUCCCGCUCGGAAGAGGUGAACCGGCUGACCGAAAACGUCUAUCGGGCAACCCUGAAAAAGUAUCAAGCAGAACAUCGUACCAAAGCUGAAUCAAUCGAAAAGUGUCAGACUGAGCUGAAGAAACUGCGAAAGAAAUGCCAGAGUAGCAAAAACCCACUGAAGUAUGGAGAUCGUGAAGUGCAGGUGCGGGAGCUGUUGUCAGGCAGACUGCCCAUUUGGCAAACAUCGUGCACCCAACCUACUCGUUUACCUGAGCGGGCAUUGGCUCUGGUCAAGCUCACCGCCAACAACACCACAGCUGGCAUUUCUGCCCCAGGCGUGGAUCCACUCCUUGUCUCUAAGACCCUGGAAGAGCCUUUAGAAUUGGGACAAAGUCACCGGACUUCAAUCCAGGAAGGAACACUGCUGCUCAAUGGGGAUUUGCACCGUGGGCGGGGAUCCCGUGACUCCAGUCGCCUGUCAAUCAGCGCGCCUCUCACCAACACCACCCCAGGUCUGAUCCCCACCAAGCCCACUCAGAGCUCUUCACAAAUCAAGGUUGCUGACAGCUAUUCUUGCACUCUGCCAAUUCCACGCAAAAUGUCCAUGGAAACUCGCCUGGCAACUGUAGUAGAGAACAAGACCCUGCCCCGCAUUAAUCUUCUUUCAAUCCUGCCUCCACGUUCCGAGCGUCCAAGAGUCCAGGCAAUCUUCUCCCACUCGGCAGGAGAGAACAGCACCCUUCUCAACUUCCAAGAGGGAGAUAUCAUCCUGUUAUUGGUGGCUGAGGCGAAGGAUGGCUGGCAUUAUGGGGAAAACGAGACAACCAGAAUGAAAGGUUGGUUUCCGUUUUCCUACACACGACCCUUUCCUUCAGCUGAAGGAGCUAACAAAGGACUCAGCAGUGGCUUCCCUCUUAGCAAGAUGAACAGUAGCAGCGCAGGAAAUUUGGAUCGAGCUGCAUCUCCUCCUGCUGGACCUGAUGGGGAAGAUGAUUUAAAGUUUGGCCCUUCAGCCCGUAUCUGUGCAUCUCGACAACGACCUUUCAGCAUGUUAAAUCCUGACCGGUCACAGUUGACAAAUGAGUUUGGAAGUCCAUCUGCCUCUCCUUCAAGGAUCAAUCCCUUUGCUCAUGUUAAGCUGAAACGUACGGUGACCAAUGACCGCUCGGCCCCACUCAUCCAGUGAAGUGUGCAAUGUUAAGUGGAGAUAGACCGCUGCCCUGCUUUCCCCUCUUUCCCUCACCACGUGGCCUUUCCCACCUAACAUGCUACUUCUGGCUCAUAGUAGGUUUCGCAGGCCAGGCUGGUCCAGGCGUUCCACCCUCCCAUAAUGGCACAGAAAAAGUCCACAAACUCGACACACAACAAAAAGGCUUUCAUUGGUGGUAGCAAUUCCAGGAUGCUGAGAAGGCAAGCUAACGGCAGGAGGACAGUAACAGCCGGAGAGGAGCUAGAGUUUGGGUGCAAGUAAUGGAGGCAGAGGUGUAACAGUUGGAUAAACAGGCAGGAGAAGGGUGAAGGAUGUGGGGACAGGUGGAAAGAGGUCAGAUGGAAGGAAAAGGGAGAUGAAAGAGAGCUAUGGAUGGCAUGUUACAGAAUAUUCAAAUGAAGAUAAAUUCAGCGAAUGUGGGUCUCUGAAUGUGAUGCAUGUUUCUUACAAACUCAAAGCUUCCACUGAUCAGAAUCUUUUUGCAUUUUCUUACCCACUUUGGCUAAAAUUCCACAUGCAUGUUCUCAGAAAGAAGGUACUGGUAGUCCUCGACUUACGAUCACAAUUGAGCCCAAAAUUUUUGUUGCUAAGUGAGACAUUUGUCAAUUGAGUUUGGCCCCAUUUUUCGACUUUUUGUGCCAUAGUGAUUAAGUUAACCACUAUAGUUCCUAAGAUAGUAACAUGAUUUUUAAAUGAAUUUGGCUUCCCCAUUGACUUUGCUUGUAAAAAGGUCACAAAACUUGAC
This is a messenger RNA of Thamnophis sirtalis, 1943 nucleotides long. Lineage: Eukaryota; Metazoa; Chordata; Lepidosauria; Squamata; Natricidae. The record is from RefSeq and is a predicted model, not a curated record.